AUGCGCUCGACUUUUGCUCUCUUCGCGAGUUUGUUCGCUCCUGCCCUGGCCAGUCCCUUGAUCUGCCGUUCGCACACCCAACCGAAUCCCAUCACUGAGGACUACCCCAAAGACGUGACCGGCGUCAUAAACGGUACGACCGCUAUCGUACCGAUACCCUACGCCGUCGCAAGAAGCAUAGUUCCGUCCAAGUACCCCAUCCUAACAGCGGCAUACGAACAAGUCUUCCCAACCCUAGGCGAUGGCCUGUAUCCCGCUGUCCUCGAAGCAGUCCAGGACCACGACGUCGGUCUGCCGCCGUUCAAGAUUCCAGACUUCACGCGCGUAGCACUCAAGUUCCCUUUCGUAGACCGUCUCAAUGACGGAGCGUCAGCGUUUAAAUACACACCGCCACAGCUCGUCAGCGCUACGAACCUGAUUGCGCUUCUGGGCUCGACGAUCUAUGGCGAUACGGUCGCGGGGACGUUCGCGCCUCCCUGCGAUGCGUAUGCGAGUAGUGGGCCGAGCGAGACGUAUAUGCGCGCGUAUACCUUCGCCGAAUCCUUAUUACCCAAUGCUAAGCCCGUCGCUGACAUGUCAUUUCGCACGGCGGCGAGUAUUCCGUAUACGAUUGAUGCUUUCAUAAAUGUCCUGAAUCAGCCGCUGUUCGGAGAUGGUAUCCCUUUGUGUGAUAAUUACAUUACGCUGUUCAACGCCACCGUAACGACUGCAAAGUAUGCGCCUGUUCCGGUAGAGGGUACGCUUGUGGUUCGCCCGCCGCUGUACCCGAAUGAAGAGACGUUUGGGCAUGUAUAUGGAUUUCGGAUGGCGAAUGCCUUCGUGGAAAGGAAUGGGGUGAUUUGUGAGAGCUUGAAGGGGUACUCAAGGCGCCGAUGUUGA
Messenger RNA from Paraphaeosphaeria sporulosa, 879 nucleotides. RefSeq lists its product as uncharacterized. Lineage: Eukaryota; Fungi; Ascomycota; Dothideomycetes; Pleosporales; Didymosphaeriaceae. Bases 1 to 879 code for a protein of 292 amino acids. The record is from RefSeq and is a predicted model, not a curated record. The transcript is spliced from 3 exons.